AUGGGGAUAGAGGAUAACAACACGAGGAACGGCCUGUCGGAUCAAUGGGCCGAUAGCAUGGUGGUUCGGCCCCGGACCACGGAGCGGAGCAUCACCGUCCACAAGAAACUGCGUCCGGUUCGAGGAGUGCGCCGGGGAGAGCACUCACGAGCGGGCAACGGCUCUAACGCCAAGUUCAACGGGUCACGGGAUGGAAACGGGAACCACAAAGAUGAGGAAGCCCAGCCGUGGCGACACCUCCGGUUACCGACGUCUCUCCGGCCCCGGCACUACGACCUGCGUCUCUCAGUGUACAUGGAUAACUUUACUUUCUCCGGGGAAGUGAACAUUGAAUUCGAGUGUGUGAACUCUACCAAGUUCAUAGUGCUUCACACCGACCGCCUCGAGGUGGAGAAAGUGGCGGUUUACUCGGACAACAAAAAACCCGGCGUCAUGAGAAUCCACCGCCAGUUCCACUACCGAGCCAACCAGGUUUAUGUGAUCGCUUUACACAGGGAACUAAAGCCCACGAGGACGUAUAAAGUAAACAUUACUUUCGAGGCUCAAAUAGAAAGCGAACUCCUGGGAUUUUUCCGCAGCUCAUAUAUGCUGCAGGGAGAGAGAAGGUACAUGGCGGUGACGCAGUUCUCCCCCACCCAUGCCAGAAAGGCCUUCCCGUGUUUCGAUGAGCCCAUCUACAAGGCCACGUUCCGGGUCAUCCUGAGACACGAUGCGUCCUACCUCUCUCUCUCCAACAUGCCUGUAGAGGCCUCCAUCUCUGAUGAUGAUGGCUGGGUGACCAACCACUUCUCCAGGACCCCUCGUAUGUCCACCUACUACCUGGCCUGGGCAGUCUGUAACUUUACCUACAGAGAGGUAACCACUGACAGCGGAGUGGUGGUGAGUUACACUACUGACCCCCCUAACCCUAACCUUACCCCUUACCCUAAACCUGGGCACUCCGUCAAGGUCACCCUCUCCACCAGCGCCAGUCUUGGCACCAGCACCAGCCCCAGCCCCCGCGCCGCACCCUUCAUCAAAGUGGAAGUUAUUCACCAUAACCACCGCCCACGCUGGC
Molecule: messenger RNA, 1057 nt
Organism: Coregonus clupeaformis (lake whitefish)
Lineage: Eukaryota; Metazoa; Chordata; Actinopteri; Salmoniformes; Salmonidae
Product: thyrotropin-releasing hormone-degrading ectoenzyme-like
Exons: 4
Biological process (GO): proteolysis; peptide catabolic process
Cellular component (GO): cytoplasm
Molecular function (GO): metalloaminopeptidase activity; zinc ion binding; peptide binding
Source: RefSeq, a predicted model, not a curated record